AGAAAAUGGUAUCAAAUGGUAAGGUGGUAACCACAACGUUGAAGGCACGAUAUGGUAACGAUGUGCGUAAAAUGACGAUCCACCAUAGCGAUGACAUGUCAUACAACGAUCUUGUUUUAAUGAUGCAACGAAUAUUUAAGCUUCAAAGUUCAGCUAACAUAUCGUUGAAAUAUAAGGAUGAAGAUGGUGAUUAUAUAACAUUGGCGGAUGAUACGGAUUUGUUACUGGCACUUCAAACGGAAACAAAACUUUCGAUAAUCGUUUUAAGUGAUGAAAGUGAUUCUACUCAAGUAAUGAAAUUAGAGACUCAAUUAGAAGUAGUACGCGAUACAGCCACUUCUAUUCUGGAAACGUUGAAAGCAAUUAAGAUUGGUACCAAAAUGAAUAAAUGUGAAGUUGUCAGAGAAUGUACCAUUGGUAAUUUGAUGAAAAAUAGCGAAUCAGUUGCAACAAUCCAACCAUCUGUCCAUGAACAGGUAAAUAAUUUAACAUCAACUUAUGGUGCACCUCUUUCGGCUAAAAUUGAUUCAUCCAACAAAGACGCUCCUCAUAGAAAGCUGAUGGAUGGCAUAUCACUACCACCAACCACACCAGUUGAUGUGCAAAAUUCUCAGUCAGUCGGGCAUUCUACAUCAUCAAGAGAAGGUUCACACAGUGAACCAAAUACGGAAAUUGAUAUAUCAUCGAGCACUCAUCUCAUAACUUCAUCGUUUCCUCCUACACAACGCGAAGCGGGUGAUCGUAUUCCCCCAGCACCGGCUCCGAAUUCUUUAUUGCCUCAAGCUCUUCCGUCUCACUUAGUACCGUCAGCUCCAACAGGUCCAUUGCAAGCUGGGCCACCAUCUUUGCCACUUCAAACACAACUGCCGGCAAUAAAUGCAUACGAUCAACAGCAGCCAAAUGCACCAAUUUCUGCUCCACAGUCGGAAUACCGCUUUGGUAUGCCACCCCUGAGCCAGAAUAUAUCAUCUUAUGGUGUCUCAGCUUCGCAACCGCAACAACAACAACAGCAACAUCAGCAGCAGCCGUUUGGCAAUAUGAUAGGCAGUGCUAAUGCAUUACCGCAGCCACCUCAACAAGUACCACUUCAGAUUCCACCAGCCACUGUGCCUGGUACACUACCACCACCAGCAUCAUCAAUGCCAGUUUCUGGCCUACCACCGACUUCCGGAUUCGACGCACCACCAACUUCUUUCGGUACACAAAUGGUCAGUACUGUAAUGCAGUCGCAAACUUCACCGCAGCAGAUGUCCUAUUCAGGAAGCCCAGCAACUCUUCAAAGUUUCAAUCCAACGGCGGCAAGACCAGGUAUGUCACCGCAUUCGAUAGCUCCUCCACCAUCCUCAAUCGCACCUCUUGGUAGUUUUGAACGUAAUUCACCAGCGACAGCUGUUGUGCAUCCCCCCAUUGGUCUACCACCAACGAUGCCGUUCGGUACGGCCGCAGGUGCUCCAAAUCCAUUUGCUCGCGGUACACAGCCUUUGCAUCACAUGCGUUUUCCGUUGCAGCCGUCCGGAUAUUGAUUUUGUCUUUCUCCUUCCGAAUGGUAAAUGAAAAGAAUCCAAAAAAUAUGUUCUCAUGUGGGAAUUUUCGCCUUUCUUUUAUUAUUUCUUGCAGCUGUUCCUCACUACAGCGGUCAUUUAUUUUAUCUCUUUCCAU
Loa loa (African eye worm) is the source of this 1659-nucleotide messenger RNA. RefSeq lists its product as hypothetical. The record is from RefSeq and is a predicted model, not a curated record. Gene Ontology annotation, biological process: COPII vesicle coat assembly; endoplasmic reticulum to Golgi vesicle-mediated transport. Gene Ontology annotation, cellular component: endoplasmic reticulum exit site. Gene Ontology annotation, molecular function: identical protein binding. The transcript is spliced from 6 exons. Bases 6 to 1523 code for a protein of 505 amino acids. NCBI's taxonomy places the organism in Eukaryota, Metazoa, Nematoda, Chromadorea, Rhabditida, Onchocercidae.